AUGGAAUGGGGAGUCAUCAUGUUGCAUGGCCGUACUGACCUCUUCAUUUCUGUGUGUGAAACUAUUACUAAUCAGCGUUACUCUGGCGAGAUACUCCUCCCUCAUGUGAAUCUUAUCAGGUCUGCAAUUGGCCUUGAAUCUGUGUUUAUGAGUUACAAUACGAGACCUCAUCGAACAGCGCAGGAGAAGGAGCUUUUGGAACGAGAUGAUAUCCGGCUAAUGGAAUGGCCUGCCGGUUCCCUCGACCUAAAUCCAUCGAGCACAAGUGAUGGCGUAGCAGCACGUCCAAAUGCAUCCAUCACUAUCCAGCCAAUGUCAAAUGCGCUGAUAGAGGAAUAA
Molecule: messenger RNA, 339 nt
Organism: Haemonchus placei
Lineage: Eukaryota; Metazoa; Nematoda; Chromadorea; Rhabditida; Trichostrongylidae
Source: the annotation of a GenBank genome assembly